UGCACCGCCCCUCCUCCUUCCGUCCUCUCUCUGAUGUCUGGCCCCAGACCAUGGGCCCCUCAUUCCCCCUCUCCUCACCCCUCUUUCCUGGUCCCCUCUCAGGUAUGCCCCCCAUCUGCCCUUCCUUUCUGGACCCACGUCUGCCUGCCCAGCUCUCCUCUACACCUUUGUUCAUCCCUGGUCUCUGGCUAUUAUCUGUAUGUCUGUCCUUUAUUCCUGCAUCCCACUGAUUCUCCAGUCCACUGUUCCUCUCCCAAAGAUAUCUCUGUCCGCAAUCCUCUGUCCACCCAUCCCUUUCACCCCCAUGAAUGAUACACCAGCUGACUCUUGAUCUCAGUCCAUCUCAAGUCUCAAUCCCCGACUUUCCAUCUGUCUGUUCAUCUGUUCCUCUCUCCUCGGCCCUAGCUUGCCCUUCCCAUCAUCUCUGUCCCUGCUCCCCUCUUCUCUCCCUCCCUCAGCUUGGUCCCUAUCUCUCCAUCCUGCAUCUCCUUCUGUCCCCAGGAUGGAGUAGACACAUCCAUCUCUUCUCUCUCUCAUUUCCAUCCCUUUCCUAUUCCUCUCUCUGCCUGCCUCAAUCUGGCCUCCUAUCUAUUCCUCAGAUACUCCAAGCUCUUUACCACUCUAAAUGCCUGCUCAUGCUGUUCCUGAUGCCUGGAAUUCUUUCCCCUACCCCAUCCCAACUUCCCAUGGCUGUCUCCAUCUCGUCCUUCAGGCCUCCCUGACCAACCCCUCCCAGUUCCAUCUUAGCACAUUUUUCAAAGCACUUUUCACUGUUUGAGAGUAUUUUGUUUGUUUAUAUUUGCUGGUUUACUUGUUUACUCUUUGUCAUUCCUUGUGGGAUUACGACACUAGGAAGCCAGAGAACGUGUGGUUGUUCCCCUGCUGUGUCUGCAGCGGCCAGAACGGUACCUGGCAUGUAGUUGGCACUCAGUGUUGGUAUUUGUUGAAUGAAUGAACGAUGAAUAGCUGUCAACUGUCUGUCCAUCCUAAAUUCUGUCCCUUUUUCUGUAUGCCCUGAAUCUUUGUCUCCUUGUCUACACACCUUUUAUCUUUACCCCCUUGAGUGGACUUCCCGGUAUCUUCCCCCUUGUCCAUUUGUCCCUAUUGUCUGCCCUCUUGUCCAUUCAUGUCAAUCUCAACCUCCUUGUUUGUUCAACCACUGUUACCAUCUCCUGGUCUAUCCACCCCUAAUUUCUGUCCUGUUAUAUUUCUUCCUCUAACCUCUGUCACCUUGUCCGUUCAUCCCUAAUCUCUGCACCCUUGUCCACCUGCCCCUAAUCUCUGUCCUCUUCCUAUCCCUCCCCUACUUAUCUCUUUCCACCCCUUAUCUCUGCACCCCCACCAAUCCCCUGUCCCCCAUCCCAUUCCCCAUUGUCACCCUUGCCUGGGACCUCCCAAGCACAGGACCUGCCGGCCAUCAUGUCAGGAGACUACGAGGACGACCUCUGCCGGCGGGCACUUAUCCUAGUCUCUGACCUCUGUGCGCGGGUCCGAGAUGCCGACACCAGUGACAGGUGCCAAGAGUUCAACGACCUGCGGAUCCGAGGCUAUCCCCGGGGCCCAGAUGCAGACAUCUCCGUGAGCCUGCUAUCGGUCAUCGUGACGUUCUGUGGCAUUGUCCUUCUGGGCGUCUCCCUCUUCGUGUCCUGGAAAUUGUGCUGGGUGCCCUGGCGGGACAAAGGAGGCUCAGCGGUGGGCAGCGGCCCCCUGCGAAAAGACCUAGGCCCUGGGGUCGGGCUAGCAGGCCUGGUAGGCAGUGGCGGGCACCACUUGGGGGCUGGCCUAGGUGGCCAUCCACUGCUGGGUGGCCCACAUCACCAUGCCCACACUGCCCACCAUCCGCCCUUCGCCGAACUGCUGGAGCCAGGCAGCCUGGGAGGCUCUGACCCCCCUGAGCCCUCCUACUUGGACAUGGACUCAUAUCCAGAGGCUGCGGCAGCUGCAGUGGUCACUGGGGUUAAACCAAGCCAGACAUCCCCUGAACUGCCCUCUGAGGGUGGGGCAGGUUCUGGGCUGCUCCUGCUGCCCCCCAGUGGUGGGGGCUUGCCCAGUGCCCAGUCUCAUCAGCAGGUCACAAGCCUGGCACCCACCACCAGGUAUCCGGCCUUGCCCCGGCCCCUCACCCAGCAAACCCUGACUCAGCAGCCUGACGCAGGCAGUGAGGAGCGGCCACCAGCCCUUCCCUUACCCCUGCCCGGCGGUGAGGAGAAGGCCAAGCUCAUUGGGCAGAUCAAGCCAGAGCUGUAUCAGGGCGCCGGGCCGGGCGGGCGCCGUGGCGGCGGGGCCCCAGGCUCGGGCGAGGCAGGGGCACCGUGUGGCCGCAUCAGCUUUGCCCUGCGCUACCUCUAUGGCUCCGACCAGCUGGUGGUACGCAUCCUUCAGGCCUUAGACCUCCCAGCCAAGGACUCCAACGGCUUCUCGGACCCCUACGUCAAGAUCUACCUGCUGCCCGAUCGCAAGAAAAAGUUUCAGACCAAGGUGCACAGGAAGACCCUGAACCCCGUGUUCAACGAGACGUUCCAGUUCUCCGUGCCCCUGGCUGAGCUAGCGCAGCGGAAACUUCACUUUAGCGUCUAUGACUUUGACCGCUUCUCACGGCAUGACCUCAUUGGCCAGGUGGUGCUGGACAACCUCCUGGACCUGGCUGAGCAGCCUCCCGACCGCCCUCUCUGGAGGGACAUCGUGGAGGGCGGCUCGGAAAAGGCAGAUCUUGGGGAGCUCAACUUCUCACUCUGCUACCUCCCCACCGCUGGGCGCCUCACCGUGACCAUCAUCAAAGCCUCUAACCUCAAAGCGAUGGACCUCACUGGCUUCUCAGACCCCUAUGUGAAAGCCUCUCUGAUCAGCGAGGGUCGGCGUCUGAAGAAGCGGAAAACUUCCAUCAAGAAGAACACGCUGAACCCCACGUACAACGAGGCGCUGGUAUUCGACGUGGCCCCAGAGAGUGUGGAGAACGUGGGGCUCAGCAUCGCAGUGGUGGACUACGACUGCAUCGGCCACAACGAGGUGAUCGGCGUGUGCCGCGUGGGACCCGACGCCACCGACCCCCACGGUCGCGAGCACUGGGCUGAGAUGCUAGCCAACCCCCGCAAGCCUGUGGAGCACUGGCAUCAGCUGGUGGAGGAAAAGACUUUGACCAGCUUCACAAAAGGCAGCAAAGGACUGUCAGAGAAAGACAACUCAGAGUGAGGGGUCUGGCGUAGGCCUGGGAUUGGACCAGGCCCCUCAGGACCCCAUCCUUUCCUGCCCGGACCGUGAAUUCAUCUCCUUGAAGCCAUAACGUCCGAGCUGCGUGGUGCGGGGCAGCCCUGGGCCUCAUC
Molecule: messenger RNA, 3320 nt
Organism: Loxodonta africana (African savanna elephant)
Lineage: Eukaryota; Metazoa; Chordata; Mammalia; Proboscidea; Elephantidae
Gene: SYT3
Product: synaptotagmin 3
Exons: 9
Coding region: 1420-3189 (589 amino acids)
Biological process (GO): calcium-ion regulated exocytosis; regulation of dopamine secretion; cellular response to calcium ion
Cellular component (GO): exocytic vesicle; plasma membrane
Molecular function (GO): phosphatidylserine binding; calcium-dependent phospholipid binding; calcium ion binding
Source: RefSeq, a predicted model, not a curated record